Macroventuria anomochaeta is the source of this 2139-nucleotide messenger RNA. Its product is annotated as general substrate transporter. Gene Ontology annotation, cellular component: membrane. Gene Ontology annotation, molecular function: myo-inositol:proton symporter activity. Gene Ontology annotation, biological process: transmembrane transport. The coding region runs from base 365 to 1984 and encodes 539 amino acids. The record is from RefSeq and is a predicted model, not a curated record. Lineage: Eukaryota; Fungi; Ascomycota; Dothideomycetes; Pleosporales; Didymellaceae. The transcript has 3 exons.
GCCGAUACACCACCGUCAAACUUCUCCAUGUCAACCCACAUACCGCGCAACUGAAGUCUAGAACUCUAUGGGUUGAGGGAAUAUCGUUCUACCAGGGUCAGCUAGAUCUCAGCCACAGUCUCGAUCGUUCCUGUGUAACCUCAACUCCCGACUGUACAAACACGGUGUGGUAGGCAACUCCGCAGCAAUCAUCAAAUGCCGACAUGGCGACUGGAUCGCCUCGACUAAAUCUCAGAUCUACAAAAGGUCCACUGCUACCCCAGGUUUUUGUUUCCCCAGAUCAUCGGAUCAGUUUGCUAAGCACGUGACUCAAGCUUCAUGACCAUCGUUCCCCACUUCCACCGAUUCUACUACAACCAGUACCAUGGCCCCCACACUUUUUGAAAAGGAGACCGCUGAGGUCGACUUCAAAGAAAAUAUCCUUGAGCAUGGUGGCGAUGAGGCCGCUCUUGCUGUUGCUGAGCUUGAUGCCAUCGAGCAGACGCCUGUUUCUCGCUUCGUCUGGCUGGUCACUAUUACAUGCUCAGUCGCUGGUGCGCUCUUCGGUUACGACACCGGUAUCAUUUCUGCGGUACUGGUAUACCUUGGCAAGGAUCUCGACGGACGAUUGAUGAGCAACCAAGAGAAGGAGGCAAUCACAUCUCUUUGCUCAGGUGGCGCCUUCUUCGGUGCCAUUCUGGCUGGUGUCUAUGCGGACAGGUUUGGUCGCAAGAUUGGCAUCUACAUUGGUUGUGUCCUCUUCACCGUUGGCGCUUUGAUCCAAGCUGUCGCAUACUCUUUCGCUCAGAUGUGUGUCGGCCGCCUGAUUGUCGGUUUCGGCGUCGGCAGCGCUGCUAUGAUUGCGCCGCUCUACAUCGCAGAGAUCGCCCCUACCAAGUACCGCGGUCGCAUGAUUGGUCUUAACAACAUGAGUAUCACCGGUGGUCAAGUGCUGUCCUACGGGAUUGGUGCCGGCUUCGUCUACGUCCCUCACGGCUGGAGAUACAUGGUCGGCCUCGGAGGUGUUCCUUCCAUUAUCUUGGCCUGCCUCCUCCCGUUCUGCCCAGAGUCGCCCCGCCAGCUCAUCGUUAAGGGCCGCGAGGAGGAAGCCGCAGCUGUCUUCCAGCGUGUAUUCUAUAAAGCCACUCCUGAGCAAGUCCAAAACAAGAUCAAGCUCAUCAAGAUUUCCAUGGCCGAAGCCGAGCAUGCAACCGAGGGCAAGACCCGCUGGCAGAUCAUCAAGGAGCUCCACACCAACCCUAGGCACUUCCGUGCUCUGGUUGUGGCUUGUGGUCUCAUGGUCAUCUCGCAGAUGUCUGGCUUCAACACGCUCAUGUACUACUCCUCUACCCUCUUCGCUCUCGUCGGAUUCUCGAACCCCACCGCUGUUGGUCUCGUCGUCGCUGGCACGAACUUCGUCAUGACAUUCAUCAACGCCAUGUUUGCCGACCCUUGGGGCCGUCGCAAGAUCCUCGUCUGGACUGCUUGGGGUAUGAGCGCUGGUCUGCUGUCGGUUGCUAUCGCCUUCCACUGGAUUCCCGUCAACACCUCGACUCUCGAACUGGAGCAGAAGACUAUCUCAGGCGCCGCAAUCGUUGUUCUGGUGUUCAUUAUCUUCUUCGUCAUCACCUACGGUGUAUCGGUCGGCAACACGGCCUGGAUGAGUACCGACUUCUUCAGCCAGGACGUACGCGCUAUGGGCACCAUGUUUCUGACUUGUUCAUGCUGGGGAUCCAACGUCAUCGUCUCCUCCACCUUCCUCACUCAGAUGCACUCGCUCACUCCGUCUGGCACCUUCGGCUUCUACGCCGCUAUCUGUUUUAUUGGCUGGGUUCUCAUCAUCUUCUUCUACCCCGAGGUCUCGGGCCUCACGAUCGAUGAGACAUCGCAGGUCUUCGAUCAGUCUAUGUUCAAGAUGGUCAGCUUCGCCAGGAAGAGGAGGCAGGAGCGCAAGGCUGCUGGCGCGCUUGUCAAGAAUACUGCCAACAUUGCGGUCGGCCACUAGUCUAGAGGCGCAGAUUGCGGUGCCCCAGGGAUUCUGGCUGGUUUGCAUGACGUGAGAUUGGCUAGGUGCAGAAUGCAAUUAAAAAUGGCAAACGAGAGUGAUGCAUUCGAAGCCUUAUUCUAGGUGAAUAGCUGAAUAGGCACAUUUCGAAUAUU